Messenger RNA from Suillus clintonianus, 966 nucleotides. RefSeq lists its product as uncharacterized. The transcript is spliced from 6 exons. The coding region runs from base 1 to 966 and encodes 321 amino acids. Lineage: Eukaryota; Fungi; Basidiomycota; Agaricomycetes; Boletales; Suillaceae. The record is from RefSeq and is a predicted model, not a curated record.
AUGGCUAGAUGUUCCCGCGCACAGGACCUAAGUUACAAGGAAAUGUGCUGUUUUUCAAGAACGGCUGGUUCUUCUUUCGAUCCGCCGGACGUACCGACUGCCCUGAGCGCUCCCAUCGAACUCCCUGUUACUCACACUGACCAUACUUCGCCGAUCCAAACAACGCAACUACCCGGAGUUGAGGAGUACUACGAUGAUUCGGACCCGUACGAGGAUUUUUUCAAGUCUUCUCCGCCCCCAGACGACGCCCAGCCGUCAUCGGCUCGGCGUCUCUGGAACACCAUAUCCCGACACCGACACCGUCCACCCGCGGUCCAGUCCACUCCUCAAUCCCUUCACGAGCACCGCUCUUUGUGGGAUCGCACUCGCUCACUACUCAAAUCCGCCGGCAAAUUCACUGGAUCGAUACGAGAAACAAAUGUGACGGAUUCCACCUCUGCCACGGUCGCUCCGACAACGCAACGUCCCGAAGUCGUUAGCGUCUCCGCCGUGCGCGGUUUUCAGGGAUAUGUGGCCAUGCCACGCAAGACGAAGAAGAAGCUGCCAGUGAAAGCGAGCGACGCGUCCGGACAACCAGACGCUCAACAUGUACAAGCCUCUGGAGGUCAGGCGUCACAAUCGCACGUCCACUACACCGACGACUCGGAUUCAAUCCAGGGUCGUUGGAACAAGGUUCUCAACAAGGCGCAAUCGUCCGGGAGGCGCGCAGAAUUCCAAGCGGUAUCUUCCCUGUUUGUUUUAAGCCGCGAACUCAUAUCAGAACUUUGGUCAACCUCCCCUUUUCGCUUUCAUUUGUGGCGGGAGUUUCCGCCUUCAACAGUCGAGGGCAUCGAGUCAUACUAUGCCGCGAUCGCGAUGCAGUCUACCAGUUGCAGAGCUGUGGAUUGCGUCCUGAAUGAGGAGAUUGAUAUUACCAUCGGUACGCAUGUACUAGUUCGCCCCGGGGCUCGGUUUGGUCGCUGGUAA